AUGGCUCCUUCUGGUCAAACAAAAGCAAGGCCAACCAGAAAGGCAAGAAGAAGAAACCAUUUCAAGAAGCGGAUUGUACACUCCAAGAAUCAAGAAGCAUCAAGAAGUUUGCCUCCUAACUCUUCCACCACAAGCUCCAGUGAUUUUUCAAAGAUCAGAGACAUAGAUUUCGAGGCUGUUGAAGUCCCUUCAAGCGGCUGCUCCACUCCAAAAGCUCAGAGAUUCCGGAUACCAGAGAUUUCAACAUGCCCACCAGCACCCAAGAAGCAAAGAGUAGUUUCGAAUUGCUCCUUGCAAAGAACACCGAUUGCCUUCUUCGCUCCUCCAGACUUAGAGCUCUUCUUCUUCUUUGCACUUCGAGAUAUUUCGGUUUGA
This is a messenger RNA of Juglans microcarpa x Juglans regia, 375 nucleotides long. RefSeq names its product cyclin-dependent protein kinase inhibitor SMR13-like. NCBI's taxonomy places the organism in Eukaryota, Viridiplantae, Streptophyta, Magnoliopsida, Fagales, Juglandaceae. The transcript has a single exon. Bases 1 to 375 code for a protein of 124 amino acids. Gene Ontology annotation, biological process: regulation of DNA endoreduplication. The record is from RefSeq and is a predicted model, not a curated record.